AGUCUCAUCUAGAACGGAAAAGCUGAAGAAGUUCGAUGGACUUUGCUCAUGUGACACAAAUAUUCAAUGAAAACGCCAUGUUAUGUAUUUCUGGUAAUUUGUCAUGUUCAGCUGACGUAGAACAACAAUAUUAAUGAGACAGAGGAGGCGAAUUUGAUUCACGUGAUAAUUGUAUUUCAUCUAGAACUUUAUGGUCUGACAUGGCUGGUGCUAGUUCCGGUGGAGGACGCAAUUAUUCCUUCAAAGUUGUGUUACUUGGAGAAGGAUGUGUUGGGAAAACGUCACUUGUUUUACGAUACAUUGAAAACAAAUUUAACGACAAACAUUUAACUACAUUACAGGCUUCUUUCCUGAAUAAGAAAUUAAAUAUUGGAGGGAAAAGGGUGAAUUUAUCAAUAUGGGAUACUGCAGGACAGGAGAGAUUCCAUGCCCUAGGACCAAUAUACUACCGUGACAGUAACGGAGCCUUACUGGUGUACGACAUUACAGAUGAGGAUUCCUUCCAGAAGGUAAAGAAUUGGGUGAAAGAGCUGAGAAGAAUGCUGGGAAAUGAUAUAAAUUUAUGUAUAGCUGGCAACAAGAUUGAUUUAGAAAAGGAACGGCAUGUAUCUGUAGCAGAGGCAGAGGCGUACGCAGCAUCGGUAGGAGCCCAGCAUUUUCACACAUCAGCAAAGCUGAAUAAAGGUAUAGAGGAGCUGUUUCUCGACUUAAGUAAAGCAAUGAUACAGAGAGCAGGGGAAGACAGUCAGAAGAAUUCCAAAAGUAACAGGAAAAGUGUGUUGGUUGUUGAUGACGACGAGCCACAGCAACAAUCUGGCGGAGGCUGUUGUGGGUAGUUGACAUCUCCCUCCGUAAAACUGGAAGUCGUCGCCUCACAGUACAACAAGUUGUCUUUCAGAACUUCAAGUGCAUCUCCAUCCCCACACUGAAUGACAUGGCCUAAAGAAACAUUGAUGACAUGGGUUUCGGGGCCCUCCUUCAAAUCUCAUAAUUACUUGGACUAAUAACUACAUGGACUUUGGUUUUGUUGGCAAUUACAUAUCAAAUUGAGAUUUGAGAACAAUGUUCAAAUGUAGUAGUAUACAGUUUUUAUUUCACACAAAUUUUGUUCUCAUAAUUUAUAUAUAUUUUGUUUUCAAUUGAGCAUUGAUUUAUUAACAAUUUAUAAGUGUUGGGUCUAGAUCGUUUUGUUUGAUGCCAUUUGGAAUUCACUGUUGCACCAGUCAUGAAGAUAUUACCACCUUGAUAGUAAUCCUUUAUACAUAAGUGUAACUCAUAAGAGUGACACAGUUCUUUAUAAGUAUUUGUAAUGUAGUCUAAAUGAUUAAUUUUGCUAAACUUGAAAAAUAGAUAUUAAACUACAGCGAAGGAAGAUGAUUUUUUCAGUGCAUCUGAACAUGCUUGAAAAUUUGCUUUGCUGCAUAACUUUCAACUAAGAAAGCAACAUACUGCAAUAUACCUUGUAACCAGAUACUUGAUGUGAAUAUUAGAAUUUUUCUUUUUUCACUUUCCUGAAAUAUCCUUUUCUUGGAUAUUGAUUUCUUAUCAAGAAAGUUUUCUUCAUUUCACUCUUUUGAUGAGGUUUAUUGAAUUAACAUUAUGUAUAAGACAAUUUCUUGUUGUGAUAAUCAUAUGUACGAAGAAUAAAUUAUGAAAAGGUUAAGCCAAAACAAUGGCUCCACCUUACUUCAUCAAUACAGUUAACCUAUAAAAAAUAGCAUCUGUCUCUUCACUGUCAAGAGAUAAUAUCACAAUUAGAGAUACAAAAAUAUCAUCAUCAGCAGCCAUGUCAGGAGGUGUGGAGUUGUCUGGAUCAAACUCUGUAAACAAAGAAAUAUUUAGCUUUAAGAUGAAGCUGUUAUAAAAUGUAAUUGAAGUUCAUCACUUCAAUGACAUGUACUCAUAUGAAUUGUCACGAUAUGUAAUAUGCGGGUGUUUGGUUAGGAUGAGGACAUUUGUUUUAUCAUUUUUUUUUAAAGAGCGCAAGUCAAAGAAUGUUAGAUAUUUAACAACAUAUACUAUUUUGACUGCCAGUAGGUUGAUCAAUUUUUCAUAAUGAUGAUUAAGUAUGUUGUUUUUUAUGUUAUUGUAUAUAAGAUUUGAGCUUUGUUUUACAUAAACUACUCUUGGAUUUAUUGGUACCAGAUUUGUGCUACUACAAGCGGCUUCAGCAGAUUCUAAUAGAUAUCUAGCUCUUAUUUCGUACUUUCUUAAGAUAUUUUGAAUGCAAUUUCUGGUAUAUUUUCAUAAAUAUGAACAGAAAUGUCAUUCAGAAAAAAAUGUUAAAAAUAACAAUUUAAUGUAAAGUAAUAAAAGACUUAUUUGGGAAAGUGUUAUACAGAGACUGUACUGUAAAACACUUUAUUUUUGUGUAUUCUGUAUUUUUCAUGAACUCUAAACUGUAGAUUUUUAUCAUAAUGGCAGAAAUUGAAACUAAAAUGUUCAAAUGUAAAAGUGUGAAAGAAAAUACCAACAAAUACUUUUGGUUAAACAUCUGACCUGGGCUGUUUUAGGAAAAUGUGAUGAAAAAUGUUAUAUAGACAUCACACGAACAUUGCUCGUUACAAUAUACUUCAUUGCACAUGCAGUGCUGUGACUGAUGAGUUCAGUUCUACCUAUCUUUACAGAGGUAUCAGUUGGUAGUUAAGGAUGUAUGCUACCUAACACAUUAUUAUGAUGACUUGUAUAAGAGUUAUCUUCGUUGGAAUUUUUAUUUUCGUCAUUAUGUGAUAAUUCAGAAUUGUUCAAAUUAUUAUUGCAUAUAGUCCUGUGUAUGGUUUGUGUACAUUUCAUCCAUAUCAUCAUAUUUCAAAACCAUUCGUAAGACAUAUUUGUCAUGGUUUUUAGAUUGGAACUCUUUAGUAAAGGAGAUUCAAGUGUAGAGUCCUUUUAGGUAAGGUCGCUAGUAUCCUCAAAUCUCAACUGUAAACAGAACAUAUUUUUAGCAACUUUCAUAUUCCAUGCCAUUUAAAUCCCAAUACAUAAAAUUUUGUCAUGGAGUUCAUUUAAUGACUUCAGAUAAAACAUUUGCGUUAACUUGUUGAUACAAUGUAGUUCACCUGGCAUGAAGUACCUGUAAGCAUUUGCAUGAUGCAGCAUUUGUAUCAUGUCAAUCUCACUCAACUUCUUCUUCAAAUUUAUAAGAUUAAUAAAACAUAAGGUCUCAGUGCUUGACUUGUAACUUGCUGGUGAUAAGUGCCAUGUUUGUUCAAUAAAUAAUCUUGACCUAAUUUCAGGUCACUUUUUGAAGGAGAAUCUUCAAACAAGUAUCCAUAAGGGAUAUAGUAAUGAUAUUUGACCUGGAGUAUAAGCUUGCUCUCUUUCUAUAAAGUUUAAAUAAAUUGACUUUGACUCAAUCUAAAGUUACAGUUAAUAGUAGGUAAUCAAUACAGGCCCACUAGGCCUCUUGUCAAACUUGUGCCCGAGUCCUCUAUACAACAUAAUUUUUUUUUACUUUAAACUAUACAUAUACUACAUAUACACAAUUUCAUGUAACAUAAUGGAUGGUUGGUAAUACUUUCUAGUCACUGAGAAGUUUUAAUGACUUCAAUGUCAACUACAAUCACACAGUCUGGUGAAGAGUACUGUGAUAUAUAUACCGGUACAUGUAGUCUUAUUUUUCUCAGUAAAAAUCAGCUAGAUUUAAACGUCUUGCCCUUAAGUUGAUUUUGAAAACUCUGAAGCAUCAUGGGUAAUCACCAAAUCUCCAUUGGUAAGUGCUUUCCAAAAUGGAAACUAAUGGUUGCCAUAUCUAGCUGCUGAAACAAUGAAAUCUAAUUUGCAUCAUUGUGUUAAAUAUUAUGUCCUUUGAUAUUGUUACCAAUUUCAUAAAAUAACUUGCCACCAGCGACUGCAAUGUGAUGCUCAUUAAAGCUGGGCUAGAUCAGCUUGUGGACCCCUAUAGGGUGUAUUCUUGUGCAGAAUAGCACAGGCUAAAUUGUGACAUUAGAAAAAGUUAAUGGCGAUUGUGACAUCAUUUAAACAGAAAAAACUUUAACCCUUGAGGUUAUUAUUUUGUUGUCAUUACUCUAUCAUAGGCAGAGCCUCUCGGAUUUGAAAAUUCUCAGUCACACGCUCUAAGUAGGGAAAAACUCUAUUAAUUAUUUCAGUGGUAUGGUAAUGACAAUUAUAGGUCUUACACUGAGGCGGUUUGUGUCCAUAUGAAAUGGUGCAUCAUGAGGCAUAGUCAACAUUUUCAAUGAAGUUUGAAAAAUUAUCCAUUGAACAUAUUAAUAGUGCUUAUAAUAAUAUUCUGUGGACAUUUCCACUGAUAGUUGAUUUCCUGUAAUCUAUUACAUUUUGCGAAAAAAAUCCUAUUUGCUUUUAGCUUAUCAUUAACAGAGAUUUGAGUAAUGUAUCUUGAGCAAAUACCAGAUAGUCUUGGUUGACUUGCUAACAACUGACUCACCUUAAUACUUACGAUCUGGAAGUCUCCCUGACUUGAUAGGAUAGCCAAGUUUUGACAUGCUUCAAAGCUUCUUAUCAGGAAGUCAUGGUUGACUUCCCUCACAACUUCUUAUCAGGUCCUCCGCUAGGGAACAAAACCGCUGGUUUACUCUCCUGAAUGAGCUAACAAGAUAUUCUCCCUAGCCGAGUCAGUAGGAAGUUGCUAGUGUUUUACGGGGGUGAUACAACUUCUUAUUAAAUUAUAGUACUUUUUGUUGUUAAGUUGAUGUAUUACCAGUACUGUCCUUUCUCCUAUCUGUAACUAUCUGAGAAAUACUUGCUUCAUGUGAUACACCCAUAUGAGAUACCAGGUAAAAUGUCAAGUACUUUGUCAGUUGACAUUUUGAAAACGUGAUACUGUGACACCAUUUCAGUGUGAAUGCAAAAUUAUUAAAUUUCAAUUUUGACCGAUAGAAGAUUAUGUCACCGAAAACACAGUUGGAAACCGAUAUCACCUCAAAGGAAGAAACUAUUUAACAAAGUGCGGUUGAAUGUUUGCAUUCUGCCAUAAUUUUAAAGUAUACUAUUUGUAUAUGUUUUUUCACUCGUUCAGAAUGAGUUCAUGGGUAAACUUAAAAAUUACCAAGAAUAUCUUCAUUUAUUGUCUUAUUUGCAAUGUCUGUUGAUUUUUACCAAAAUCCUUGGUUUAAGGUUACGGAAUACCAAAUAAAUUUCAUUGAUUGAUUAAUACAAGUUAUGUUCAUCAAGUGGGAAGAUGACACUGGUAUAUUUUCACAAGUGCAAAACAUUAGUGAAAAAACAGUGUUUAACAGACAAGUUGAAAUAUAAUGCAUAUUCAUCUCAAAGAACAACCAUGUUAUUGAUUAGACAGAACUCCUCAAUGAUGCACAAAACAAAAUUGUCCAUUUGAUCGGGAUCAUCAUGAAAUAAUAUGAUUUUUUUCAAAGUAAAAUGCGUCUGCCCAGUAGGUUAGCUUUCUGGAAAAAUAACAAGCAUUUAUUUUUCACAUAAGAAAUAUCAAGUUUACUUGCGGUAAAAAACAUUUUUUUCAUGGUAUUCAUCAGAGGUUACAAAACAUGCAGAAAAAAGAAUGAAGCUGCAUGCCCUUCAUUGUUAUAUCUUGAUAAUGUCAUGCUAAUUUGGAGAAAAAACGUGAACAAGUGUAAUUUUGCCUAUUAACUGCCUGUUCUGUGCUAUUGUAAAUAUUUAUUAAUGUAUUUUGUUAGCUUUAUUGUUGUUAUAAAGAAUAUUUAAUGAGAAAUGUAAUGGAAAUUUAGAGAAUGUAAGAUUGUCAAAACUACUGUUUGAUACAUUUAUUUAACUGAAAAUUGUGUUACCUGCAACUUUUAACUGGCGUGAAUGCUCAAAUAAAAAUAUUCUGCCCUUAUGAUGAAAGUGUGUACUAGAGAAAUACAUUGUCAACAGCCUCAUCCCUAUUGACUAGUGUGUAAUAAAUAUGUUUGCAGACUGAAAACCAGGUCAUUGAAUCAAAAAAUCUAAUGUUUGUAUGUGUUAUGUUUGUUAAGUUAAUAUAAGACGAAUCGUGAAUGUUACAAAAUAUUUUUCGAAGUGAAGAAAAUUGUAUAUUAAUCUGAAUAGAAGAAGACAAUAUCUUCUGGUAUUUAUGUUUAUAAUGUACAUACUUUAGUAGAAGUGCAUAUAGGUCGAUGUUGGUGUGACAUAUAUAUAUAUAUAUAUAUGGAGAAAGAUGGUUUCAGAGGAAGGGAGCGAAAGAAGUACAAUAGAGUGGUGAGUGAGGGAAGUUCCUUGAUUGAGAGAGUCCUGAAGGGAAAAAGGAUGAGAUUUUCGAGGAGAAAUUUCCCUGAGGAUUAUAGAAAGGGUGAUGAUUUCUUUUAAAGAAAGAAUGUUGGCAAGGACGAUUACUCGAUUACUCGGGUAGAAAUUGGGAGAGUAGAAGUUCUUAUAGGAGAUAGAGAGCUAGGGAGAAAAGUUCCUCUGGAAAAAACCCAAGGAAAAAAAGAAGUCCAUGGAGGAGAGAGGGAAGGCUUUUAAGGAUGAGAAGGUAGAGAGAGAGGAAAGAGAGACGGAGACAAAGAGUUAAAGGUGUGUCUGGCCGCCUAGUAAAUAUAGGGGUGGGUGUUCACAGCAUAAUCAGGAAAACAGUGCUUUUUGAUUUUCAACUGCAUACACAAUAAACCCAUAGGUGUCUGUAACACUUUGGUUCAAUAAAAUCACAUUAAUGAAACAUCUAA
Molecule: messenger RNA, 6620 nt
Organism: Mizuhopecten yessoensis (Yesso scallop)
Lineage: Eukaryota; Metazoa; Mollusca; Bivalvia; Pectinida; Pectinidae
Product: ras-related protein Rab-21-like
Exons: 6
Coding region: 201-836 (211 amino acids)
Biological process (GO): Rab protein signal transduction
Molecular function (GO): GTPase activity; GTP binding
Source: RefSeq, a predicted model, not a curated record